CAACCAUUUUCCCCGGGAAUUUCGACCUUCCCUUUGGCUUUCCCAUAAUCCUCAAAAUUUGUUAGCAUCUCUUCCUUUUUUUUCCUAGUGAUUUUUUUUUCCCUCUAUCUGUAUAACAUGUAAAAUUGUUGUCAUUGUUUCUUUGUGUUCCUCUUUAAGCUGCAUCCAGCGUACCUAAAGCCAUCUGGUAUGUGUUGUUGAUAAACAAAAAUUAGCCGGUUUAAGAAAUGGAUCCGGGAGAGCUCCGUCGGGUUUUCCAAAUGUUCGACCGCAACGGCGACGGAAAAAUUACAAAGAAAGAGCUGAAUGACUCGCUACAGAACUUGGGAAUUUACAUCCCAGAAAAAGAUCUCAUCCAAAUGAUCGAUAAGAUUGACGUUAACCGAGACGGAUAUGUAGAUAUCGACGAGUUUGGGUCGUUGUACCAAACAAUAAUGGACGAGAGAGACGAGGAGGAGGACAUGAGGGAAGCUUUCAACGUUUUUGAUCAAAACGGAGACGGAUUUAUUACGGUGGAAGAGUUGAGAUCGGUGUUGUCGUCGCUAGGGUUGAAACAAGGGAGAACCUUGGAAGACUGCAAGUUGAUGAUCAAGAAAGUUGACGUGGAUGGAGAUGGAAUGGUAAAUUACAGGGAAUUCAGGCAGAUGAUGAAGGGUGGUGGAUUUGCUGCCUUAACUUGAGGUCGACCCGGGAAAAAGAAUUAUUUUUCUUUCAAAAUAGAAAGAAGAGAAAAGGGUUUCUUGAGAAAUACUACUAUUAAUUACGUAAUUUAAGUUAAUAAUUUGGCUUUGACUUUAAUAACUAUUGUAGAAGGAGAUUUCAUGGAGGAACAACCUUUCUUCAUCAUAUAAAGGAGACCUCCAAUGAGUGAUGCUGCGCUAAUUGCAUCUCUCCAACUUCCGCAGAUGGAAUCGUAUUUGUGGCUUUAAUACUAAUGUGCAAAAGUUUCAUGUAAUAGUGGGCUUGUAAUGAUUUAGAUUUUUCUUUUAGUUAGUUUCUGGGGAAUGGAUCUUCUCUGGCCAUUUUCUUCUCUGUUUCUUUUUUUUUUUUCCUAAUAAGUCACUAACAUUAUUAGUUUUUGUGUUCUGUAAUUUGAUCUUCUCUUUUGUGAGAGGAUUUGUGGACUCUUGUCUUGUAUAUAGCCGUGAAGACCGUGGCUUGUAUAUUUUCA
This is a messenger RNA of Coffea eugenioides, 1171 nucleotides long. Its product is annotated as calmodulin-like protein 3. Gene Ontology annotation, molecular function: calcium ion binding. Lineage: Eukaryota; Viridiplantae; Streptophyta; Magnoliopsida; Gentianales; Rubiaceae. The transcript has a single exon. The record is from RefSeq and is a predicted model, not a curated record. The coding region runs from base 228 to 680 and encodes 150 amino acids.